AUGCAGGCCCUCCUCGCCGAGGCGCGCUUCAACCAGCUCGACGGGACGGAGCGGCGGCUGAAGGACGCGCAGGACGCGCAGGCGCGCUACCGGCAGGAGCGCGACGCGGCGCGCGUCGAGGCCGGCGCGCUGCGCGGCCAGGUGUCCGAGUUCCGCGCGCAGGCGGCGCGCUACCGCGGCGAGCGCGACCUCUACCGCGCUGACCGCGACGCGGCGCGCGCGCAGCGGGAUCGGUAUCUCGUCGAGCGGGACGCGGCGCGUGCGUACCGGGACCAGGCGCGCGAGCUCGACGGCCGCGUGUCGGGCGAGAACGACUGGUGCCGGGAGAGGGAUGCAUGGGGGCGGGAGAGGGAUACAUGGGGGCGGGAGAAGGAUAUCCUGCAGGGCGAGCACCGCGACCUGCGGGACGCCGUGAGCGGGCUGCGGGGCGAGAACGACAUGCUGCGGGAGGAGAACCGGGACCUGCGGGAGGACAACGAGGACCUGCGCGCGGAGGUGCUGAGGCUGAGGCUCGCGGCGAGGGGGCCGGAGACCUUGCUGCUGCCGGGUGUGCCGCGCCGCUCGUCAUCGGGCUCGGGCGCAUCGCACUCAUGCGUCUCGUCGGCUGCACCGCAGCGCAGCGGUCCGCCGUUCUCUGCCACCUCGCAUCUCCCCCCUCUGCCAGCGCCGUACGUUUCGCACCUACCCCAGCCGUACGCUCCGCACCUACCCCAGCCGUACGCCCCGCACGCGGUGUCGUCCAGCGCCCUCCCCCUCCACCUCACAUCGAUGAACGUGCUCGCCCGGAUCCCGUCGCCGCCACCGCUCAAGGAGGAGGAGCCGCCGCGGAUCAAGGAGGAGGACUGCUGGUAG
This is a messenger RNA of Schizophyllum commune H4-8, 852 nucleotides long. RefSeq lists its product as uncharacterized. The record is from RefSeq and is a predicted model, not a curated record. NCBI's taxonomy places the organism in Eukaryota, Fungi, Basidiomycota, Agaricomycetes, Agaricales, Schizophyllaceae. The transcript has a single exon. Bases 1 to 852 code for a protein of 283 amino acids.